This is a messenger RNA of Fusarium odoratissimum NRRL 54006, 2356 nucleotides long. Its product is annotated as murein transglycosylase. Bases 730 to 1941 code for a protein of 403 amino acids. The transcript has a single exon. The record is from RefSeq and is a predicted model, not a curated record. Gene Ontology annotation, molecular function: glucan endo-1,3-beta-D-glucosidase activity; 1,3-beta-glucanosyltransferase activity. Lineage: Eukaryota; Fungi; Ascomycota; Sordariomycetes; Hypocreales; Nectriaceae. Gene Ontology annotation, cellular component: cell surface; extracellular region; fungal-type cell wall. Gene Ontology annotation, biological process: carbohydrate metabolic process; cell wall organization.
CCAUUCCAGACUUCAAAGUCAUCUCUGUAACUAAUUGCCUCGAUUUUUCUUCUAGCCGUUUCUUUUGUCGUUAGCAACGGCCAACGGCUAUCGGCAAAAUGCGCAUCCUUGGCCCGAAUUGACUUUGCAUGGCGUCCUUCGAUCGAAAGUCUACGAAGCCGAAUCCACACUUAAACAAACUUCCUCACACUGGCUGCCUCGAUGCUUAACCACGUAUUUCACGCUAUGAACUCGCUACGAACACAGUGUAAGGGAGUGACACGUCCUGAUCUUUCUUUUAUCCCGCGAGUGGCGUGUUAGACUUUUUAUCGACGACUGAUCGGGAAACUGAUGAGGGCACAUCAACAACUGACGGGCCGACGGAGUGACUUGAGAUGGACCUAUGUUGCCACUGGUUUGCUCAGUGCAUUCGUAAGUGCCCUUGUAUUCUUGGAGUAACUAUGCAAGUUGAGUGAAGAGUCUGCCUCGAUCGGGCCUCGAAUUGGCUCGGAUGCGUGCGUGUGUGCGUGUACCUGCAUGAGUACGUAGAAGCAUUCAUCUUCGACGUGUCUUCGAUCUAGUUGUGGUUCACCUUCUUAAGACAAUCUCAUUUCCGUCUCUCUUCUCUUUCCUGUCCCUCUUCCAUAUUCCUUUCUUGUACUUUUCUCUCUUUCCUAAGGACAUACUCUCGUUACUAUAGUCCAGAGUUUCUUGUAUUUGCGUUACACUAUUGCCAUACUAUCAGUCACAAUGCCUUCCAUCAACAGUCUCCUCACAAUGGCCCUCGCAGGCUCGGCCAGCGCUGCGUUCCAGGGUUUCAACUAUGGCGCGACCUUCACAGAUGGCAGAGUGAAGGCUCAGUCCGAUUUUGAGAACGAGUUCAAGACCGCCGCUGGCCUCGAGGGCACCAGUGGUGCCUUCACCAGCGCUCGCCUCUACACCAUGAUCCAGGGUGGCUCAAUCAACCAGCCCAUCUCUGCUAUUCCUGCUGCUAUCAAGACCAAGACCAGCCUGCUCUUUGGUCUCUGGGCUUCUGGUGACGGCUUCGCCAACGAGAUCGCCGCUCUUAAGAACACUGUCGAUCAAUACUGUGGACAACUCGAUGACCUUGUCGCUGGUAUUUCUGUUGGAAAUGAGGAUCUCUACCGUAUCUCUCCCACUGGUAUCAAGGCCAAUGAGAACCCUGGUACCAACCCUGACGUCCUGGUCGACUACAUCAAGCAGACUCGUGCUGCUAUCAAGGGUACUUGCCUUGAGUCUGUCCCCAUCGGCCACGUCGAUACAUGGACUGCAUAUGCCAAUGCUUCCAACAAUGCUGUCAUUGAGGCCUGUGACUGGCUUGGCAUGGAUGCUUAUCCCUACUUCGAGGAUACCAAGAACAACCCCAUCUCAGAGGGUGCAAACCUCUUUAAGGCUGCCUGGAAUGAGGUCAAGGCUGUUGCUAAGGGCAAGGAGAUAUGGGUCACUGAGACCGGAUGGCCCGUCAGUGGCAAGACAUAUGGCAAGGCCGUUCCCUCUACCAAGAAUGCUCGCACCUUCUACGAGGAUGUCGGUUGCCCUAUGUUUGGAGAUAUCAAUGUCUGGUGGUACACACUCCAGGACUCUGCUCCUCAGACCCCUAACCCCAGCUUUGGCGUCAUUGGUACCGAGUUGACCGAGAAGCCCCUUUACGACCUCAGCUGUGAUGAGAAUAGCAAGAAGGGAACUCUGGUUAGCCGCAGCAACGAUGCGUCUGGCAACGUUGAGCACCGCUUCGUCAGCCCUUCUUUCGCAACUGGUAACUAUACCAAUGGAACUGUGCCUGUCGUGCCUGGCACUCCCACUUCUCUUGUGCCAACUCCCUCUUCUACCUCCGGCAACGGCGGUUCUGCCGCAACUCCUUUGCCCGGCAGCGGUGCUCAGCAGCUCAACUCAAUGGGUGCUGCUGCUGUCGCAUUCCUUCUUGCCGCUGCUCUGUUGUAAGCGGGAAUUUUAUGAUUAAGUUAUGAUUUCUCGGAUAUAGAAUCGGAAUUGGUAAUGGGCAUUGGGACAGGACAUACACAAGGCGCACCUGAGUACAUACAUAUGAGCACAUGAUUUAACAAUGAGUCGACAUGUGUAUACGAUGAGAAUUGAAUAAUAUGAGUUCUAAAAUCUCGAGGCAUCGGUCGAUUGUGACAUUCGAUGAGUAAGUUGAUAGCGAGAAAAGGUGAGGGGAGCUGAGUUUUGUCUAAUGGAGCUCAUAAAGGAAUUAUACCCGACGUAGUUACGGAAAAGAUAUCAAUAUGAGAUGCCCGUCUAUAAAGAGAAGAACAGCUAUUUGACACAAGGAAUACGAUUUAUUUUUUUUGUGGUAUUCUAUGCCUUAUAUCUUACGCAAUAAAAGAGUCAAUCUAGG